AUGAGGAGGAUAGAGAACCUGACCAGCCAGCAGGUGGCCUUUUCCAAGCACCGGAGAGGCCUUCUGAAGAAGGCCUUUGAGCUCUCCGUGCUCUGCGAUGCUGAGAUCGGCCUCAUCGUCUUUUCAGCCCGUGGGAAGCUCUACAAAUUCGCCAGCUCCAGGCAAGAGCAGACUGGCAAACUACUGAAGGAGGCAGAUAAAGAAAUUGGUCAUCAGAAAACGAUUACCUCCCUAUCAAAAUCUGCAGAUGGCUCUCAUUUUCUAACAGGUUCAUCAGAUAAGUUUGCCAAGGUGACAACCACUUUUAUCUAG
Zingiber officinale is the source of this 312-nucleotide messenger RNA. RefSeq names its product MADS-box transcription factor 50-like. The transcript is spliced from 3 exons. NCBI's taxonomy places the organism in Eukaryota, Viridiplantae, Streptophyta, Magnoliopsida, Zingiberales, Zingiberaceae. The record is from RefSeq and is a predicted model, not a curated record. Gene Ontology annotation, molecular function: RNA polymerase II cis-regulatory region sequence-specific DNA binding; protein dimerization activity; DNA-binding transcription factor activity, RNA polymerase II-specific. The coding region runs from base 1 to 312 and encodes 103 amino acids. Gene Ontology annotation, biological process: regulation of transcription by RNA polymerase II.